Messenger RNA from Chelmon rostratus (copperband butterflyfish), 726 nucleotides. RefSeq names its product claudin-10-like. Bases 1 to 726 code for a protein of 241 amino acids. Gene Ontology annotation, biological process: bicellular tight junction assembly; cell adhesion. NCBI's taxonomy places the organism in Eukaryota, Metazoa, Chordata, Actinopteri, Chaetodontiformes, Chaetodontidae. Gene Ontology annotation, molecular function: structural molecule activity. Gene Ontology annotation, cellular component: plasma membrane; bicellular tight junction. The record is from RefSeq and is a predicted model, not a curated record. The transcript is spliced from 5 exons.
AUGAGCAGCAUGUUUCAGGAGAUCUUGGCCUUUGUUUUCGCCACCUCGGGGUGGGUGCUGGUGUCCUCCACCUUGCCGACGGACUACUGGAAGGUGUCUUCACUUGAUGGGACAGUUAUCACCACAGCUACCUACUGGUCCAAUCUGUGGAAGAGCUGUGUCACUGAUUCAACUGGAGUCAGCAACUGCAAAGACUUUGCCUCGAUGCUGGCUCUGGAUGGCUACAUCCAAGCAUGCAGAGGGUUGAUGAUCGCUGCCAUCUGUCUGGGUUUUUUUGGAUCUACAUUUGCUCUUGUUGGAAUGAAAUGCACCAAAAUUGGGGGAAGUGACAAAAACAAAGCCAGGAUUGCCUGCCUUGCUGGUGUAAAUUUCAUCCUUAGUGGCCUCUGCUCGCUCUCAGGUUGUUCCCUCUAUGCACACCAGAUAACAUCAGAGUUUUUCGACCCAACGUUUAUGGCACAGAAGUAUGAACUGGGAGCUGCUCUCUUUAUCGGCUGGGGAGGCUCUAUCCUCUGUAUCCUCGGAGGCGGCAUGCUCUGCUUCUCCAUCACUGGUUCUUUUACCAAAAGCCACAGUCAGGCAAAGUAUAUCUACAAAGGUGCUGCCUCACCUUCUCAUGUCUCCUCCUACCCGAGAGGGCAGGCAAAGUCUGUAAACCAGAGGCCGCCUCCAGACUACAGCAGCUCCACCAGGAUGCAGCACUUUGAUAAGAAUGCAUAUGUGUGA